CUUUUGGCUGCAUUUGACGAAGCACGGAGAAAGAUGUUUUGAAAAAUUUCUGUUUCAAAGUCCUUUCUAUUUCCGAACACCCACGUACACGGGUAUUUCAUGUGCUUUCCCUUGCCAAAGGAGUCACCGGAUCGAAAUAUAAUGAUCUUUAUUUAGAGAGAUCGGUUCAGUGUGUGACUUGUUAUUUUUAAGAUUGCUCAAUAUGGGCCGGACGUUCUCCAAUGAAUGAUGCAAAAAAGGUGGGUAAGGCGUAUAAAGCUUAAUUUCACUUGAUUUAAUUUUGUUGACCUUCUUCUUCAGCAUCUUUUCCUUAAAUGUUAUUUGCUUAGAUAGGUCUUAAGCCAGAUGUUUUGUUAAAAUCUCUAAAAAAGACAGAAGACCUAGCCAUGGGAGACUACAGAAGUACAUGUACUUUUGCAUUGUCACUGACAUGACAGAGCUUAAUCUUGAUCUUGAGGGCAAGCCGAUCAAAGAGCAAUAAUAUAUAACUUAAACUUAUUUCUGCUCAUACCUAACUAUGUUGAUAUUGUGACUGUAUAACAAUGAAAGAGCUAAUAUCAAUAUUGUAUUUACACAAAUAAGCUCAAGUUUACAGAGCCUUUACAACAAAGGUAAAUAAUUUGACACUCAACACUGUCAAUGUGUCUCUCCUGCGAAAUGUCCUUAGCAGCGAGGAAUGACAGCUGAAAUUUUGUGUGACGCACAAAAAAAACAUAAAUCUCAUCAGGAACAUCACCAAGUUAAAAAGACCUGCUUUUACUCUUAGUCCACAUUAUGGAGUGAUGAUCUGUCACUCUAACUCUUAAAUCUGUGGACGAAAUCCUGUGGUGUUACCAUUCAAAUAAAACGUCUCUGGCAGAUCUUUUUUAUAGUGCUUUUUAUUUCUUAGCAUUUUACAAAAAGAAAUUUAAUUUUUUUCUGUGAUAUUCUAUUUGGCCACCAUUAGGGUAGCCUCCCCGCAGACGUCCUUUGGGGUUCGUUUGUCACGCAUUCAUUUCUCCCCCACGGACGUCUGCUAAACAGAGCCGACUUUUACGUUCUGGAUUGUUUGAAUAAGCCAAUAAGCGGUUAGCUAUUGUAUCACGAUCAGCCAAUCACGCGCCGUGAUAUAAGUGAUGUCUCUGGUAUUCUCAAGUGAAUUAUUUAUUUGCACGGCUAUCUUCUACAUGAGACGACUCAAACGUUUUGAAGAAAUCACAGAAACGAUGCAAUAAAGCUGCAGUCAGCUGUAUAUUUUUUUCGGAAGUUGUGACUAUAAAAUAAUCUGCUUUUCUUUGAAAGACUUCAGACAACAGUCUCCCACACGAGCGCGGAGCGGUUUUCAGCGCGGUCGAAAACAAUAAUUACUAUUAACUCUGUAUAUAUUCGAAGUAUUAAGAAAAGAGAACUUGUAAACGUGAAUAGGGAAGAUAUUCAAAACAUUCUUCGAAAACAAAGGCCGUUUUCUUUUUUGCGAAAUGUAAUUCCACCAAGGUCAUGGGUCAUGAACCAAGGACCAGUACGCAUAAAAUUUGGUUAUAUUUUUUCAAGGGUCGGUAAAACAAAAAAUUCUAAGUCUACAGCAAUGUGCUUCCAACGGCAGAAAAACGUUUAUCUGAAAACUUGUUCUGCAAAAAGGCACGUCCUCCCAUUGCGUUUUAUUUAUUCACAAGCUAAGUAAACAUGACCACGGUGCCGCCGAGUCCAAACUUCAAGCUAGAACGACAAAUUAACCUACCUGUCAACAAACUUUAAUCUCGCUCCUUCAAAGAAAGAAAGAAUGCUUAUAAUCAAUAAAUCAUUGAACCUUUCAUUGUUCAUUGUAUUUUAUUUCUAAUUUAAAUAUUUAAUCAUGCUCGGGAAAGUCACUGACCAAGGACCACAUACUAACUGUACAAGUCACUCGCUAACAUUUCCUCCACCGAUCGAUCUUCAACCAAGCUUCUGGGCUUCCGUAAACAACAGAGAAAGUCCCUCUAUCGACAACCCUCAUAUUCUCUUUGCUAAUAUCACUGAGCGUUACAGCAGGAAUACCAAUAUUUUCCAGCUUUGUAGAUUGGUCUUUCAAGAUUUACCAGGGGAGAAACAACAUCAACAGUAAUGUCCAGUAGUUCCACGCAAUAUGUCGCAAACAAGCAGCAAAGCUUGAGAGAUAAGGGAUUUGCCAAAUCCCGUCGGCAAAUUUAUGAACUCAUCGGUCUUCGCUAUAAAAUUUGCAGGAUAGCUUCUCUCUGAUACUUGUUUAACUCUGUAUUAAUUACAAAUUUCUCGCACACUCGAUCAAAAGCCUCACUGAUCAUGUGAAUCUUAAGAAGCGGCUCGGGUUACGUUUUACAAAAAUCUGUAAACGGCCUGUGAUUGGUGAACGUAAAAGUCGGCUCUGUUUAGCAGACGUCCGUGGGGGAGAAAUGAAUGCGUGACAAACGAACCCCAAAGGACGUCUGCGGGGAGGCUACCAUUAGGGGUGAAAGAGUAAUUCAACAAAAUAAUGGCAAACGGUGUAAAACGUGCAAUUUGGUAUAGGCCUUAUCUCAGUUUGGAAGCCAUCUUGACAGGUAGACAACUGCAUGCGAAAUUACAGUGUUUGUAUGGGAAUCUAAUGUUGAAUCAUUUUUCGGAAGAUGGCUGUUCUGAAAAAAAAACUGGGAAUUGUAAUCUUAAGCUUCACAGCAAAGGAUUGUAGAGCUGUAGAAACAAAGUUUUGGGGCCGUACCUGUGCUUAAUUUCUCUGGUCAUUUGCUUUAGAUUUUCGAUACACUAGUCUGCAAUUUUUCACGGGAAAUUUUAGUCGACAGGAAGAAAACUUUAAAUGCAGAAAUGUACAGAAAAGGGGUUUUAGUACACGUAAGGCCCUCAAAUUUUGUCAAUAGAAUCCCUUUAUGUGUAGCUUCGGUUUACAAUUCAUAUUUUCCUUUUCAACACAGCCAUUUUACAAAAAUUAUUGGAUGUUAGAUUCUCAUACAAACACCGUAUUUCACACAGUUGUCUACCAAACACCGUAUUUCACACAGUUGUCUGCCCUUAAAGAUGGCUUCCAAAACCGUGAUGAGGUAUUAAUUUUUCAGAUUUACAGUGUUUUCAUGGGUUUGCUUUAUGUUUUAGGCUUUUCUAUAAUGGAUUUGGAGAUGAGCCUGGCUGUUUGGAUUGACUAACAAAUUCAUCAACAAUGGAAAAUCACUUUGAAUUUGAAGUGAUAAACAUAGCUCCCAAAAAGAUACCUGUUACAGAGGAAAAUGGAGUUGUGACCGUGGAUCUGACAAUGUAUGAUCCUCUAACUCCAAAUGACUUUCCUGCAUUUUCAAGCGUCUCUGGACUUCAGGAUCUAAGAAUGUUUUCAAACUACCUCAAGGAGAUUCCUGAUGCUGAUGAAUUUUGUUCCGUGGAACAGCUGAAGAUGCUUUUUAUGAGUUGUAGUCCCAUUAAACCAGAUAAUGGGCUUUUGCGACUACCAAGUCAGUUCAGCAGGUUUUGGAAUUUAGAAGAAUUGCAUCUGGAUGGAAAUCAUUUUGAGGCAUUCCCUAUGCCCAUAUGCCAACUUAGUAAUGUAAGGAAACUUUACAUGGAUAACUGCACCUUGGAAAAGAUUCCACAAGAAAUUAGGAAUAUGUCAAGUCUCGAAGUUGUUGAUUUUAGCUUCAACAGCCUUGGUGCAUCUGAUAGUCUACCUAACGAGAUUUUUGAUUUGCCAAACUUGAAGGACUUAUAUAUGAUAGACUGCCAGUUGAAUGCAUUGCCGGCCGAAAUAGGAAAUUUGAAAAGCUUGGAAGGUUUACGAAUAGGAAAGAACAAUUUAUCAAGCCUCCCAGAUGAGUUGUAUGAUCUGACAAAUUUACGAAAGCUUAAUGCAGAAAGGAACAAUAUUUCCGAGUUAUCACCUAGGAUUGGACAGCUCUGCUCUCUAACACUGUUGUUGAUGAUGGAAAACAAGCUGACCACUUUGCCAGACGAGAUCAAACAUUUAGAAAAUUGCAGACACAUCAAUCUGUUUGAUAACAAACUCACUUGUCUUCCACGCUCAAUAAUUGAUAUGCCUGCACUGGAAUCAUUGAUUGUUGAGGGAAACAACAACCUUCGUUCUCCACCACUUGAUGUUUGCAGUCGUGGUCUGGACAGCAUCAAAGGGUAUUUUGAAUCACUAGCAACCAUAGACACUCAGGCAGUGCAUUCUCAGCGUCUCAAAGUAGUCUUGUUGGGUGAGGCUGGUGCUGGCAAGUCCAGUCUUGCUUAUGCUCUAGUGGAAUCCAAAGAACUUGCUUACCCAGAUGAUCAAGCAUGCAGUACAGUGGGUGUUGAUUUUUAUACUUGGCGACCAGUUCUUGAAGGAGUGGAGUUUCAUAUUGUGGAUUGUGCCGGACAACGACGAUAUCAAUUGACUCAUCCAUUUUUCCUCUCUUCAGGUAUUUAAAAGGCCUGGUUUCCAUAUGAUUGGGGAACCCAAUGACUUUUUUCCUGUAAAAGAACUGUUCAAAGAAGCACAUAUUGCCUAGAAAUUUCUAAAACUCGAGAAAGGCUAAAAAUGUCAGGAAAACCAUUCUAUUCGUCUAAGUUAUUUGGAGUUUUCCUACUAAAACUUAACUACGAUUUUUGGAGGUUGUGUUUUUCAUAUUUCAUGACCAAUAUAUUGCUAUUAUUGCUAAAAAUUGGCCUCCUGAAAAUUUUGGUAUAAGACAAGCAUCCCCUAGAAUUUUUUAAUGAAAGUACUGCUUCUCCAUUUCCUCAAACUUUCACUGGGACCUAUCAGGGUACAUUGUAGCUAACAGUUUCAGAUCAGAUGAAAGAACCACCUCAAACUUUUGAGAUGACCAAAGUUCCUCCAAGACUUCCGAAUAGAUAAAUAGUUUUUAGGGCAGCUCCAAAUUAACCAAACAGGCUCCUAAAGCAUUGAGAAAACCUUUUGAGACAAUUCUAAGGUAUUUGGAAACGUUCAGUUGUCAGGUGCCCCUGAUUUGACCGAAAAGUGAAUGUCUCCACAAGUGUCCACACAGAUAAAAGUUUGCCAAAAUUAUCAUCAAAACACACCCACCACAAAAAUUAUCUUCUCAAGUAGAACACAAUAAAAAUUAAGACAGUCAAACUUCCAUGUGCAACCUGAUGGAAAUUCUCCAGACUGAUUUGCAUACAUUUCCUCAAAGAACUAAUUAAAAGAAUUUGGUAAAAGAUCAAAGAAUUUUCCCUUCGGUGAUCAUGUCUUUAAUUCUCAAAAGCUUUUCUCUUGAUUAUGUAUUGCUAUCAUUAGGAGAAAUUUGUUGAACUUCAGGUUUAAAUACUAAUGCCCUUGUAUAUUUUCUGUAAUCUUUUAGAGGCUUUGCACAUCUUAGUUGUGGACUUAUUCAACUAUGAACCAAGUGAAAGCUGUUUCCGCAAAACUGUUGGUGACUGGCUUGAUCUGGUAACAUCUCUUAUAUUGAAACCACGAGUCAUGAUCGUGCCUACUCACCUAGACAGAUUUGAACCCAAUGAUGCCAGCAGUGUAACAAACAAGUGCACUGAUAUCCUGAAUCGUGUUGAGCACUACUGCAAAAGUCAGAAAGCUUUGAUUGAUCUUGAAAUUACUGAAAAGAAGAAGAAACGGUUGAAAAAUCCUGUCCAGGGAGGUACUGACCCGGAAUGGAAGAAAAAGAACCCGCCAAUCAUUUCCUCUGUUCUUCAUUCUAGUGACAAUGUAAGCUAUCACACUGUGGUCAUAAUGUUAAAGAGAACCUCCACUCUUACUACAGAAUAAGUUUAAAUUGAUUAAAAUUAUGUUGAUAAACAAAUUUGUUCGAAAUUUGUCCUUAAAAAAAGUGUUUAUAUCAGGAAAAGUGAAUUUUAAAAUCGCUUAUUUUCACUUUCAAAUUUCGCGGGCGCUGCCAUCUUGAAUAAUUGUGACGUGUUACGGUUGCUCUAUUGUUCUGACACAAAGAGCUUUUGUUUAAUAACAAUAGGGCAACCGUAACACUUCACAAUUAUUCAAGAUGGCGACGCCCGCAAAAUUUGAAAACAAAAAUAGGCGAAUCUAAAAGUUAUUUCUUUCGGAUACAAAUGCUUUCUUUAAAAAUAUUUUAGAUUGACUUGACUGUAACAGUUAUUACCUGUGAUUUAAAGUUAUCUUUUUGUUGAAGUGGAGGUUCCCUUUAACAUGUUAACUCCCAUUAGUCUGUGUCACGGGUGUAAUUCAACCCUUGUUAGUAAUAGUGAACUUACACAACAGGAUGGGAGAGGAAAGAAGAUGGCAAACCUUGUGUAACAAGCGUGGCAAUAAUUUUGUUUGAAAUAACCUUUCACCAAACUUCACUCUCCUUUAAACAGAUCUUUUUGUAAAGACCAGAAAACAUUAAUGUAAGGUGAAGAUCACAACAAAACACGCACAUAAUAGGCCUGUCGCAUUUGUCAUGCACAAGCAUUUUGCCAUCCUCUUCUUCCUGUUGUCCUGUUGCAUGAACUCACUAAUGUCCACAUGGCAACGCCAAGAUCGAUAUCCCUGUUCUGGACCCUCAACAGGCUCAACAAAUUAGCAGAAGUGCAUUUUGAAUUCCCUCUCAACCAGGCAAAUCAACAAUGGCUUUUCUAACAGGCCAGUCAUGCUGUAUACUCAAACUGUGGUACACAGCUAGGACUCCAGAACAAGGAUUUUGCUGCCGUUUCGCAGACGGACUUAACGAGAGUUUAGUUUCGUCUGUGACGUAGGAUUACUCCCUUAAGCUUUACUCAAGGUGGUAAAUACAUGUGAAAGGUACUUCAGUGGGCUAUUUCCCUAGAGGGUCCCGUUUCUCAAAAUUCCAGGUAACCUUACAGGCGCAAGAGCAAAUGUUCAAAUCAAAAUCUAAAGAAAAAGAGCUCUUAACAAACCAGUCCAUUUUGUUUUGUUAACUGGUUGUUUAGUCAUGUUGUAUGCAAAACCAUUGAAACCUCUAUCUUGAAGGUAAACAACAACAGCUUUUUAGCUCUGUAAGUAAUUAGGACUUUCAAGAAACCGGCCCCAGGAUUAUAGUAGUGUGAGCUUAUGGAAUUUGCAUGUAGCAUAUUUUUUCUCUUCGCUCUGCAUUUCGCCUUUCCUUUUGGGUGGUGAUUCUUGUGAUUGUGCUCUGGAAAAUAAGGAACCAUGCAUAUUCUAAUACUACAUAGAGGGUUUCAUGGAUACAAUUUUAUUCACAGAUUGGAAAGUCAAAAUACUGUUUUUAUUUGCCCAUUAACAUGUCUUUCACUUUCAAGGGCAGGGGGGGUACUCGUCAAAAUUUUCCAAGGGUAGGCUCUGCCCCGAGGUCCAACCCCUUACCCUCUUAUAUACAAUUUUGGCCAAAAAGGUACCCCUUUCGUAUACCUUCUAUUAAGUUAAGAAAUGGUACCCCUUCCAAUGGCUGUAAACGCAUUGUCUUUUAAAAUGAAUAAAUCAAAAAAACAAAAACAAAAAACCUUUUCCUCAACUCUAGUUCACAGCCAUAAAAUGUAUCUGUUAGCCCUUUUGGGCCUUUUUACAGAUCCAAAUGACAGAUUUCCCUUGCCUUUGAUAUGCUUCAACUAGUGAAAUCACUACCCUUUCAAAUACCUAAAGCCUGGAAAAGGUACCCCUUUUGGGCGGAGUCUCACUGUAUAGGCCAUUGUAAGGAGUACAUCCCCCCCGUUCCCCCCGGGCUUUCCCUCAAGUUGUCCAAAUUAUGGCCGCUGUCACCUUGGCAUUUACAGUAGAACAAUGACUUGCUUUUUUGAUAUCUAUUUAAAUGUUCUCAAAAGAUAGCCAAGAAAAGUCUUAAUGAUGCUGACAGUUUCGAUUUUCAAGUUUUGAAAGUCAUCAAAACAGUCAGCAUCAGUAAGACUUUUCUUGGCUAUGUUUUGAGAACAUUUAAAUAGAUAUUAAGUUUACCAGCCUGAUAAAUUUCGUUAACAAUUUGCUUUUUUGAUGCAGGAGAGAGCAUGCCCAGCAUCAGACAAUGAAAGCUUUAUUGCCAUGGUUCCAGUCAGCAACAAGAGUGAUCUCACAGGAGUCAAAGCCUUACAAGACGAGAUCAUCCGUGCAGCAAAUGACCGCCAGCUCUUCCCCUCUGUUGGCAGAGAUCUACCAGAAGACUGGAUCAAGCUUCAGAGGGCACUGAAGACGCACAGAGAAGAGAAACAUGUCCGAUGCAUGUCCUAUGAAGAGUUUGAAGCUUUUGCCAAAGGAUGUACUAAUCUCUCUUCAAGAGGUGUCAGCUCUGCUGUCUCUUACCUAGACUCCAUUGGGGAAUUACGAUAUUACAGCAACAUUCCAUCCAUCUAUAAAGUGUUUACUGAUCUCCGAUGGCUUGCAAAGUUGGUCAAGUGCCUUUUUCGUCAUGAUUUGGAGGCAAAGGUAGAACACAAUGACAACUUUCUGAGAUAUGGAGUCCAUGUUGCAUAUUUUAAUGAACUCAAGGAGAAGCUACUAAAAGAGGCUGUGUUGUCAGAGGAUCUUUUAAGGUAAUUCUUUUUAUCACAACUUAUCCUGAAGGCAAGCAGCUCAGCUGGGGUUAUGAAUGACACUUAAUUUCUGAAACAGUGAAAUUCAAAACCUUUUGUAAUGAUAAAAUUUAUGUUUAGCAAAAUUUAAAGCUUAUUAAAAAUCAGGCUCCUCAAGAUUGAUAAAUUUCUCAACACAAAUUGUCAUCUCUAGCAAUAUUCUUGAACAGGACUGUGCUCUUGCAGUUCCCAUUGCCCCUAGUGCCAAUUUGCAAUCUGGCUGAUUUUUAGCAAGUAAAGAUUUUUCAUCUUGUUCUUUGUGGAUGUGCCAACCAAUCCCAGAAUUUCACUAAUUUGGUUUUGGUGACAUCAUCUCUUCUUUAUACGGCAUCCACCUGAGACAGAUUUCAUCAGACAGUAGUUUUAUUAUUAACUUUGAUUGACAGGUGUCUGUGGGAUGAAAUCAACCUUGACGAUCUUGAUGACAUGUUUCUUCAGAUGAUCGAGCUGCUCCAUCAUCUUGGUCUUGCCUGUCAUAUGCCCCAAGUUGAAGAGAAAGUGAGUCUCUUAGUUCCUUGGUUUUUGACUGAGUAUCCAGAUGCUGUUGACGCUAUUCCAGAAACCAUGCCUGAGGACCAGGUAAACUGUCUUUGUAAAGUUUGUAUGCCUCUGUUUAGCUUCAGGUCUACCAUACCAGCUGACAGCAGAGUUAACCUUUUAAGUCCCAAUAGUGACCAACAUCAAUUUUCUCAUAGUGAUAGACAUAGAUUGUCAAGAGAUUAGGUUUAUGAGAAUUUAACAAAAUGAUCGCCAAAGAGAAAAUGCUUUGAUUUUGUAUCAAAUUCUCUCAACUCAUCCUAUAAGGAAAUAUAUAGAGAUCAGUUUGGAGAAUUUGUAUGUGGAUAUUGGGACUUAAGGGUUAAUGUAAGGGAAAGGGAAAAAAUCGAGAAAGAUCAAGAUCUGAAGUGCGAGAUAAAAGUGCAUUAGCUAUUACAUGUUCAUAAAAUUUUGCUGCGCUUUGAAUUUUCUACAUGAGUUUUAAAUUUUGUGAGCUUAAAUUUAACAAGGAUUUAAAUUCGUGGGUCUUUAAUUUCAUGAAUAUUUUACUGUCGCAAAAAACACAAAAUUAAAGAUCCUCAAAGUUGAAUACCAAUAAGGCAGAUGGGCCUUUAACCGGAGGGGUGGCUAAUAUGAGGGGGAGCUUAUAAGCGACAGGUUACAGUGUGAGAAAAGUGGAGGUGAUACUGGUUGUCAUGGGAGCUUUUAAUUAAGAGCAAUUCCCAAAGGUCUGAAAAAAGAGGCUUCAGAAUAUUUUUAUAAGGUUAAAAGACAAGGCCACAGUUGUUUAAAGUUGGAUGGUGGUAUCCACUGGAAAAAUCACGAUGCUAAAAUUUGUUAAUUUUUUUUAAAAUUCAAAUUACCUUUACCAACAGGAGGAGAUAAACUUGCUUUUCAUGAUGGCCUACUUACCUCCAGGGUUGUUUGAUCGAUUGCGUGUGCGCUGUUGCUCCCUUGAUUCCGAAUACUACAACUGGAAGGAUCAUGUCUUGCUGUUUGUGGAUGAACAUAGAGUUAUUAUUCAGAAGCAUAAAUUCCCUCCUGGUGCUGAGGCUAGUUCGCCAGCCAUUUAUAUCAAAGGCAGAGGACCAAAGUCCUGCUUGGAAUCACUGUGGGAAGUACUCUUAAGGCUUGUUCAGGUAAAUCCAGUACAUUCUCAAAUUCCUUAACACAUUACAGCUGGAUUUCACGAGUGACUGAGUCAGAGUCAGAACCAUAAACCAGAACUGUAAACCAGAACAAUCAGGUUGUUUCAAUUUUCUUCUGUUUCCACUCAUGACUCCAUCGUUUAUGAUCAAACCAAAACCAGAUUGUUGAAGUAGGGCAGAAGUGUAAGGAUAAACCAAUCACUAAAAAAGAGGCUUCAGAAUAUUUUUAUAAGGUUAAAAGACAAGGCACACAGUUGUUUAAAGUUGGAUGGUGGAACCAGAAGAAUCAGAUCGUUUCAAUUUUCUUCUGUUUCCACUUAUGACUCUAUCAUUUAUGAUGAAACGAAAACCAGAUUGUCGGAGUAGGAAGCGGAAGCGGAAGGAUAAACUAAUCACAAUGCCUGUUCCUACGCUUUGUGAUUAGUUUAGUUCUUCCACUUCUGCUUGUGACUUGGACAAUCCAUUUUUCAGUUGAUCAUAAACAAUGAAGUUGUAAACAGAAUCAGAAUACUGUUUUCUCUAGAUCGUUAAUUCCUAUGCUUCUGAUUACAAUUCCGACUCUGUCACUAGCGAAAACCAGCCUUUAGAGUGACUUAAAUUACAUUAGACCAUGUUAUUAAAGGGUUGGUCAUGUGGCUAGGUUCCAUUGGAGUUAAGAGAAAAGGUUAUCAGGAAUUAAUGAAAUGAUCGCAGGAGGAAAUUGCCUUGAUCUUUUGUCAAAUUCUGUCGACUAAUUCUUUAAGGAAUUGCUGGAGAAUUUUUAUGUGGAUAUUGGAGCUUACAGGCAAGCAUACCCCACAAGAUUCCAUUACUGAAUUUAUUGUUUGAAAGAUGUCAUAGAUUUCAGGUUCAUCUCUGCAUUCCUGCAUGUGUAAUGAGCAGUGAAUUCGCAUGCGAGGUAGUUAUGAAAUUUCUAUCAGCUCAGUUUUCGUGAUUUUGAUGUAAUUGUCGUAAAAGCAAUUUCGUCCAUAAUAUCAAAGAUAUUUGAAACUGACCGAAUACAGAAAAGUUAUCGCAAAAAAUUCACCACUCGUUACAUAUGCAAGAAUGCUGAUUUGAAUCUGAUACUGGUUGAGGCAACAACUAACAUAAAUUUAUUCAUGGAAUCUUGGGGGUGGAGGGGAUAUGCUUGACCUGGCUUUACUGUAAAGGGGAAAACAAUGUUUCAAUGUCAUGACAUCCUGUACUUAUUUUUUCCCACCAUACUAGGAGACAGAUGCUCUGCUUAUAGAAUGGCAAAGACUAAGUGUGCAGCGUUGUUCAUUAUGUCCACCUUGUGCAAAGAAAGGAAAGUCAAAGCCAUGUCUUUUCCCUUGCAACUGGAUGAGUUCAGCUUCAACGAAGAAGAAGUUUGGAUCUCACGUAAAGAUAUGCAAAGGGAACAAAUUUCUCAAGGGAGACAAGUUUGAUGCCAGUCUUAUUUACCCUCCUGCUGGUGAGUGACAGUUUGAAAGUUUGCAUUUGAUGAACUCCCUAAUUCACCGAUCAGUCAAGACAUGGUUCGUUACUUUAAAUUAAAAUGACGCCGUAUAAGUCAAAUUCAAGUGAAACCUCUUUGCCAGCACUUUCCCCCAUUACUACUAAGUUUUUCAGCACUUUAAGUAAUAAAAUUUGUAAUUUAUUUUGAAAUUUUGACUUUGUCCAGUGGCAGUGAAAAGGAUAAUAGCAGUUCUUACUUUGAUAAAAGUGAGGCCAGCUCAGUUGUUUCCUUACAAGUUAAAUUGUUCCUGAAACAUAUCUGUCAAUGCCUUCAUGAUGUUGACUAAUAUAUUGCUUUUUCAGAUGUUGUUAAAAAAUUGCUGGAUUCACCGUCACCCACAGAACCAGGUAUUUUAAGUUACAAGUUUUUUAACGUACCUUGCUGUGAACCGUUGCUGUGGCAAUAUACACAUUUUUCAGUCACUCUAACAGAUUGUUUACAUAGAAAAUUGAUCUUAAUGUAUACUUUGUAAUCAGAGGAAGACCACCCUUUAGUUAAAGUAUGUGUGGCCUUUGCUGCUAUUGAAAUGUGAGGAUAGGUUAUAUACACAGUAAUAAAUUAUUUUUAGGAGAAAUACAGAGAAACAUUAUGGCAGUUCCUAGGCUGUUAAUUGCAUGAAGGCAGGCCUGAAAUUGCCUUCAGCACUUGAUUGCCAAGCCGCGUACUUUUAAAUCCUAGCUGUGUACUUAAAACUUAAAGAGAACGUCGUGUGCUUGUACCUUCAGUUGCAGAAGAUGUCCCAGAUUCUCUUAUCGCUGACCUGUCUGAGGACAUGCCCAGAGAGUGGAACAAGGUGGGAGCCUACUUGGGCCUUAAAAAUGACUAUAUUGAAACACUGAAUGAUGAAAACAGGACCAUUUCUAACAAGGUAAUUGCUAUGUUAAACAAAUGGAAGCAGAAGAAAGGAAAGAGUGCAACUAGGAGUUGCCUCAUGAGUGCACUUCAAAAAGCAGAUCGAAAGGACCUGGCAGAGAAGGUCAGGAUGUACAAGGAAUGAUAGUCAUUCCUAACAGUAAUUUAGAAUGAAUAAACGUGUGGGAAAGUGCAACUUGAUAGCUUUAAGCUAAAUGGACACAUUACAUGUACCAACCAAAAUCUACAGAGAUGUCAAUCUCUUACCAGGAAAGUACUGUGUAGUAGCUUUCAUUUAGUGUUUACCCUUGAAGGAUUUUAUCCACAGGCUUAAAAGUUAGAACCACCUUGUACAGCAUAAUAAACAGUGCCACAGGAAAGUACUGCUCAGUAGCUUUCAUUUGAAUGGCCACACUUCAGGAUUUUAUCCACAGGCUUAAAAGUUAGAACCACCUUGUACAGAAUAGUAAACAGUGCCACAGGAAAGUACUGCUCAGUAGCUUUCAUUUGAAUGGUCACACUUUAGGAUUUCAUUCACAGACUCAAAAGUUAGAACCACCUUGUACAGCACAUUAUAACAUAGCUAGAAAAUUCGCCUAAUCAAAUUCAAUAGCGCGAGCGUGCUUCAUAUUCCUAUUGAGCACGCUGAUGACGUCAAUAAACUAUUCGUAAUUCCUCGAGUUGUUGUGAGCUUAGCAAUCCUGAGUCUCUUGAGUGCAUCCAUAACUCAGCAAUAGACAAUGAAGCGUUUACCAUGUGUUUUGUAAAGAAAUUUAAGAGGAAACGUUUGAAUUUGUUAACCGAUAGUAAGGAAAAGAGGUGAGUGUUGUUGUUGUUGUUGUCAUCUCCGCGAGCUGUGCGGGCUAUGGCGUGAGCUCAUUCUUUGCAAAGUUGUUUUCUCUCAAUAACAAUUUUUCGGUAAAUUAAUAGUUUUCCGGCACCUAAAUAUGGAUUUUACAAUCAUUUUAGAGUACACUUUCUCUCAGUUUCAGGAUAAAAACAUAAGAUUAACUGUGAGGAAAAAAGAUAUAUUCACGUACACAGGAAAAAAUAACGGAUUCCCAUUUUUGGAUUUUUUAGGGUAUUUAAAGAAUACCCAUAAAAAUCCCAAAUUUGGCAAACUGAGACAAGUCCCAACCAGGGAAUUCCCAACAAAGUUCUCUGAUUGGGACUUGUCUCACUCUUCCAAAUUUGGGAUUUUUGUGGGUAUUCUUUAAAUACCCUAAAAUAUCCAAAAAUGGGAAUCUGUUAUUUUUUCCUGUGGUAAACAUUGACGCGUACUGCUUUGAGCGCGCCCUUCAAUAAUAAAAUUUUCAGUUAACUGCUGCAUUGAUCGCUUUGAUAAUGUUAUAAAACAAUUAGUUCAUGCUGCAGCUGUGCGUAUGUCGAGAUAUUGAGCACUUGGGAAGUUUGGAGAGCACUCAAGAGGCUAGAGUUGCACUCGGCUGCGCCUCGUGCAACUCUUAUGCCUCUUUCGUGCUCUCCAAACUUCCCGCGUGCUCAAUAUCUCGACAUACCCACGCUGACGCAUGAACUAAUUGUUAAAUAAACGAUAGGAAAGUACUGCUCAGUAGCUUUCAUUUGAAUGGUCACACUUUAGGAUUUCAUUCACAGACUCAAAAGUUAGAACCACCUUGUACAGAAUAAUAAACAGUAAACAGUACGACAGGAAAGUACUGCUCAGUAGCUUUCAUUUGAAUAGUCACACUAUAGGAUUUACCCACCUUCUUAGAAGUUAGAAUCACCUUGUACAGCAUCCUAAACCGGACAUAAUUUUCAUUAUUACUAUAUAUUUUUAAUUCAAACUUUGGAGCACAGUCUCUUCUGUAACGUAGAAAUGAAAGUAUUUUGAACUCACAAAACUUUCAUUUGAACAAGCUGAUUGUAGGUAAUGUAGAUAACUGUGUUCAUCAUUUUAUCCUUUCAACCAUCCAAGUUAAAGUUUUUGCCUGGUCAGCAUUUGGCGACCAUUUCUUUUGGUUAAGGAGGACUUUUUUACAAAUCGAGUCACCUGCUUCAAAAUUCUAGGCACCAUGGCAACUAAAAUGGUCGCAACUCGAAGGGUUGCCUUUGAAGAGCCUUAUCAGUAGAAAACAUAAGAACUUAAUAACUGCGUGUUAUCAAUAUAAUUUUAUUUAUCAGUGUGAAAGAAAAUUACUGUGUUUAGAAAAUUGGGUUUUUAUGGUGAAAUAGUGGUUUUAUAUUAUAAAAUUGUUGAUCAGUGGUUAAACUUUAGUUUUUUCAUUGCUGGUGAACAAGAAUUUAUUGCUUUGUCAAGAAGGAAAAUGAUGUAGAAUGAAUAUAUUAUACAGGGCUCGAAAUUAACUUUUUUGUUCGGGAGCCAGCUGGCGACUAACGGAAAAAUUUUGGUCGCCAGAUCGUAAAUUUUGGUCGCCAACUUAUUUUAUAUAUAACUUACACAAGAACACGAUUUUAUACGUUACUUUGCAUGCAAGAAAAGUCACAACUGAAGAGCGAAAACAAUUAGAAACAACACGAGUAACACUUAGUUAUAAAGCUACCGUUGUUCUCAGGUGAUAUGUCUCUGGUCCGAAGGUGAUGGUUGUCUCCAUAGUCAUUUUAAAUGAAGCGAAGCAUAAAACGUUUUAAGUCCGUGGUUUUCAUUCUGAGACAAACACGGGUCCUUGUGUAUUUGCCCUUUGCUACUUCUACGAAAUGCCGUUCUUUAUUUUCGACUUGCUUUCCUCAACGCCUUUCGCUGCCGACAAACAACGCCAUGCUUGGCCCAGGCCUCUACGCAACCACAUUGCUCGUACCAGUCUCCGACCGGGAGGAAACAAAAAUGGGCUUAGUGCAGUUUUUGGGUCUUCGUUUCCUUUUAGACAGAACGUUUUAGGAAAAUAAAACCUAAAAUGUUGCGGGAGUUACGGAGACACCGUAUCUGCCACCAUUUUUGUUGUUGAAGUGCGCCUGCGAUCCCAGUUUCGGAAGAAGCCGCUGAAACAAUAUGGCGCGCCCUGAACGCAGUAUCGACGUGUCGAUUAUCUUGUAAUAUUCAGACAUUAUUUUACUGG
Messenger RNA from Porites lobata, 15443 nucleotides. NCBI's taxonomy places the organism in Eukaryota, Metazoa, Cnidaria, Anthozoa, Scleractinia, Poritidae. The record is from the annotation of a GenBank genome assembly.